CCCAACAUUUUUUUUUCAAUGAAAAAAAUUAAUUUUAUAAGAAAUGAAUCUCCUCAAACAGAUUCGUAUGACUCGGAAGAACAUCGGCGUGAGAAAUAGCAGCUCACAGACAACCGCUAAUUAUUGCAUGAAUUUAGUAAAGAGUUACGAUUACGAAAAUUUUCUUAGUACACUUCUAUUAAAAGGCAAAUCGAGAUCAUGUGCAUUCGCUGUUAGGAGUUUCAACGUUGAGGUUGCUCGUGUGGCUGAGCAAGUCUCAACCAAAGAAACGGGGUUAAUGAGGAUGCAGUUUUGGGAAGACGCUUUAGAGAAAUGCUUUUCGGGGAAUUGUGACAAAGUGCCCAGACAUCCAGUCGCGAUAGAACUAUUCAACGCCAUAAGCCGGAAUAAAUUAUCUAAACGCCACCUAAAGAACCUCAUUCUCUCCCGGAAAGAACAUUUUAACUUAAACACCUUUCAUAAAUUGGAGGAUAUGGAAACGUACUCAGAACGAUCGGUUUCAAGUGUGUAUUACUUAAUCCUGGAAGGGUGCGAUAUAAGAAAUAUUAAUGCAGAUCACGCAGCUUCUCACUUAGGAAAAGCGCAAGGAAUUGUCCAAAAUUUACGGUGUAUACCACAGUGUAAAAAUUUAAACUUUGUGCCACUGCCUCAAUCAAUUCUAGUCAAAAAUAACGUGAGUCAAGAAGAAUUGCUUCGGCACAAAUCGUCGCAGCCUUUAAGUGACUGUGUUUACGAAGUAGCAACCAGGGCUCAUCAGCAUUUGAUGAAAGCACGAAGUUUACAAGAAAAGGUUCCACCUGAAGGACGGAGCGUUUUGUUGCCAGCGGUGGCGACGUUUGCGUUCUUAAAAAGACUGGAAAAUGUGAAUUAUGACAUAUUUCAUCCACAGUUGAAGGCCAGACCGUGGAAUUUGUUGUUCAAAAUGUGGUUUAGCAAUUUUAAAAAUAAAUAUUAAAAGUGAAA
Tribolium castaneum (red flour beetle) is the source of this 963-nucleotide messenger RNA. RefSeq names its product severe impairment of CI with lengthened youth (gene sicily). Gene Ontology annotation, biological process: mitochondrial respiratory chain complex I assembly; biosynthetic process. The record is from RefSeq and is a predicted model, not a curated record. The coding region runs from base 44 to 955 and encodes 303 amino acids. The transcript has 4 exons. Gene Ontology annotation, cellular component: mitochondrion. NCBI's taxonomy places the organism in Eukaryota, Metazoa, Arthropoda, Insecta, Coleoptera, Tenebrionidae.